UUUUUUUUUUUUUUUUUUAAAGAAAAAUUAAAAACCCAAACCUUUCAAUCUCUAAAUCCUCUCCAUUAAUCCUCCCCAUUAAUCCUCCCUUCCCAGAUUUCUCUCAUUCUCAUGCACCCCUCCUCCCUUACCCAACACGCUAAGGGGUUGAAGGGGUUGAAGGGGUGAAGGGGUUCAACCUUCUGCUAAUUCCUAUGGUUGUUGAUCUCCAUUAAAGACAAAUCAGUUGUGCUUCAAAUCUCUGGUUUUUCCAGGGAAUGCUGAAAGAUGAUACCUAUCCGUUACAGCUUUUCCUCCAACAUCUAUAAUUGUUCUUCUGCACUUCAAUUGUCUUCUUUCGCGUUCGAGGAAAACACUCUCAUAAAUCACGAAACCCCACCUGAUCUCUACUUUAAAACGCUCGAUUUACGUGCAAGUUAUUUUGGAGUCCUCACACGAGCUCGUUCGGUGCUUCAUUUAUCUGAGGACGGUUGAGCAUCCAUUUGUUAACUAAGGUCUGCAUUGUUCGCCUAGUUGAUAUUGUAUUUUGUGCCUUUCUUUUUUUACUUUAGGAUUUGAUUGAUUGGGAUGGAAAAUAAGGCGAGUGUGAUGGUUCAACGAUAUGAAUUAGGGAGAUUGCUUGGCCAAGGAACGUUUGCGAAGGUAUAUUAUGCGAGGAAUACAGGAAGCAACCAAAGUGUGGCCAUUAAGGUGAUUGAUAAGGAAAAGAUUACCAAGGCUUCACUAAUCGAUCAGAUUAAGCGUGAAAUAUCUAUUAUGAGACUUGUUAGACAUCCCAAUAUUCUUCGUCUAUAUGAGGUUAUGGCUACCAAGACUAAGAUCUACUUUGUUUUGGAAUAUGCCAAAGGUGGUGAGCUCUUUGAUAAGGUUGCUAAAGGGAAGCUGAAGGAGGACGUUGCUUGGAAAUACUUUUAUCAGUUAAUUAAUGCUGUUGAUUUUUGUCACAGUAGGGGAGUGUAUCACCGCGAUAUAAAGCCAGAGAACCUACUGCUUGAUGAAAAUGAGAAUCUUAAGGUGUCUGAUUUUGGUUUAAGUGCUUUAGCUGAGUCCAAGCGUCAAGACGGUUUGCUACACACGACUUGUGGAACACCAGCUUAUGUUGCUCCUGAAGUCAUCAAUAGGAAGGGCUAUGAUGGUGCCAAAGCUGAUAUCUGGUCUUGUGGAGUAGUUUUGUUUGUCCUAUUGGCAGGUUAUCUCCCAUUCCACAAUUCGAAUUUGAUGGAAAUGUAUAGGAAGAUCGGAAAAGCAGAGUAUAAAUGCCCCAGUUGGUUUCCUCGUGAAGUGCGGCGGCUGCUAAGCAGGAUGCUUGAUCCAGACCCCAAUACUAGGACUUCAAUAGCAUUGAUAAGACAAAGUUCUUGGUUCAAAAAGGGAUUGAGGUCUAAGAAUGCAAGAAGUGGGGUAGAAAGCAAUGCUGUAGCACCUGAAGAUGCCACGGCUGGUUCCGGACCAUCUGAGGGAAGUGUGGCAGCAGAUGGAAAUCAAGAGCCAGAUAGACCUCCAACUUUGAAUGCUUUCGAUAUCAUCUCCCUUUCCGCUGGCUUCAAUUUAUCCAGUUUAUUUGAAGACAAUUCAAAGAAGAAAGAAACAUUGUUUACUUGUAGAAAACCAGCCUCUGUUAUUCUCUCAAAACUAGAAGAAAUGGCUAAACUUCUUCGGUUUCGAGUACAGAAGAAGGAAGCAGGCCUAUUAAAGUUUGAGGCGCUAACAGAGGGAAAAAAGGGGGCAUUAUCCAUUGAUACAGAGAUCUUUGAGGUUACUCCAUCUUUUUAUUUAGUGGAAAUGAAAAAAUCAAAUGGAGACACAUUGGAAUAUCAGAAGGUAUUGAAAGAAGACAUUAGGCCAGCUCUAAAAGAUAUAGUAUGGGUUUGGCGAGGAGAGCAAGAACAGCAGCAACAAGAUCCACAGCCUCAGCCUCUCCAGCCACAGGAUCAAGUUCGAGAUCCUUAUCCAGAGCAAGAUGGUGCAUCACAACCGCAAUAGCAGCCAGCUUAGAGAAAAACAACUACAAAACUUGGGUUUGCAAGGAUCUGAAAUGACAAACUCUCCCAACUUGUACUAUUGACAUACUUCUUUGUACAUUUGUUCAUCUACUAAAGUUAAACUACAUUCUAAUAAACUAUAUCAUAACAAAAUUUCAAGAUCUAUUCUCAA
This is a messenger RNA of Cucumis sativus (cucumber), 2154 nucleotides long. RefSeq names its product CBL-interacting serine/threonine-protein kinase 10. The transcript has 2 exons. Bases 568 to 1983 code for a protein of 471 amino acids. Gene Ontology annotation, molecular function: ATP binding; protein kinase activity. Lineage: Eukaryota; Viridiplantae; Streptophyta; Magnoliopsida; Cucurbitales; Cucurbitaceae. Gene Ontology annotation, biological process: signal transduction; protein phosphorylation. The record is from RefSeq and is a predicted model, not a curated record.